This is a messenger RNA of Emiliania huxleyi CCMP1516, 876 nucleotides long. RefSeq lists its product as hypothetical. Gene Ontology annotation, cellular component: membrane. Lineage: Eukaryota; Haptophyta; Isochrysidales; Noelaerhabdaceae. The transcript has a single exon. The record is from RefSeq and is a predicted model, not a curated record. The coding region runs from base 1 to 876 and encodes 291 amino acids.
AUGGCCUCUCGUCGGACACGCUCCGGCGUCUCGGCUUCCGACUUCCCGUCGGUUCCCAAGACACCGCCAGGAGCGCAGAGCGCCUCGAGUGAGGCUCCCUCCGCCGCCUCCCGCCCGGGCUACUGGCGCGAAACUGUCGCGUGGUAUCCGGACGGCAUCUUCGGCCCGUACCGGCCUCCGUCGACCGGCUACAGCCGCCGAGAGCUCCUCGCGGACGGCGUUGUGCACGUGGCGGGAGUCGCGCUAGGUUUCGUCGGCGUCGGCGCACUCCUCGCCACGCAGGCCGCCAAGCGGCCUCCCGCCGAGGUGGUUGGCGCGCUGCUCGUCUACUGCGCCUCGCUGCUCGCGAUGCUCCUCUGCUCCGCCACCUUUAACGGCCUCGCCUGGUCCAAGCCGCACCUCUGGGCGCUGCAGCUCGCAGACCACACUGGGAUCCUACUCCUCAUCGCCGGCACCUACUGCCCGAUCAUGGCGAUGGCCUGCUGCCCGCGCACGCUCGUCUUCGUCUGGGGGCUAGCGCUCACCUCGUUUGCCGUCAAGGCGAGCCGCUCCCGCCUCGACGUGGUGAAUGUGCACGUGCCCCUCUUCAUUAUGAUGGGCUGGGCGGUGGUCUCGGCGUGGGGCGACGUGAUGGGAGCCCUCACGCCGUGGGCGCAGAGCAUGUGUCUCGCCGGCGGGCUGCUGUACACGGUGGGCCUGGUGCCCUGGGCGGUUAACCGCCUCGAGUACCACAACGCAGUCUGGCACGUGUUUGUGCUCGCCGCAUCCGGCUGCUUCUUCGCCGUGCAGCUGCUCGAGGUGGCGCAGCCGGACCGGUGGGGUGCGGGAGCGCGGCCGGCAGCGGGCAGCAAAGGAGGGGCUUGCCUGCUGCCGUGA